Dromaius novaehollandiae (emu) is the source of this 5514-nucleotide messenger RNA. RefSeq names its product coiled-coil domain containing 85C (gene CCDC85C). The transcript has 6 exons. The coding region runs from base 662 to 1840 and encodes 392 amino acids. The record is from RefSeq and is a predicted model, not a curated record. Lineage: Eukaryota; Metazoa; Chordata; Aves; Casuariiformes; Dromaiidae. Gene Ontology annotation, cellular component: apical junction complex.
CCGCCCCGCCCCGCCGAGGGCCGAGCCAUUCCGGGAAGGCGCCGGCUCCGCUCCGCGCGCCGCUCCUCGCAGCGCCGCACGCCGCGGGCGCGGACAGCAGCCGCCGCCGCAGCGCGCUGGGCCCCGCGUCGCUCUGGUGCCGGGCCGCGCCGUGCCGUGCCGCGGGGCGCCGAGCGGCGGAGCGGGCUGCGCCGGCGGGGCUGGUGGUGCCGGGCUGCUGCGCGCAUUUCGCGGGGAGCGGCGGGCCGGGGGGGCGGUGGCAGGACAAGUGGCCGGAGCGAGCCGGAGGAGGGGGCCGGCCGCCGCGUAGUUGCUCUGCCCGGGGUAAGUUGGGCGAUCCCCCUUAGAGGCUUCACCCCGGGGGCUGCGGCGCUUCCUCCCCGUUCCCUGCCAGCCCGAGCCCCGUGGGGGGAGGUGUCCUUUUUUUUUUUUAAAAAAAGAAUUUUCCCUGGGUUGCUUUUUUAUUAUGGGGUCUGGGGGGGAGCAGAUCUUGCAGGCUGGCGUUGCUGUCCUUUCUUGUCCAGCGAUCUGCGGAGGACUAUAAUAUUUCUUCCCCAAGAUGCUGCAGUAAAUUUUAGUCCCAGGAAAUCAGGUGAACAAAAUAACCCGAAUAAGCCAAACCAUUUGUUACUGUUUAAGAACAGACGCUGUCUAGGCACAGAUGAUGGCAAAAAAUUCCCUGGAAGGGUCUAAAGAAGACCUGAGCAAAAUUUCAGAAGAGGAGAUGCUGAGGUGGAGCAAGGAAGAGCUAGUGAAAAGACUGAGGAAAGUGGAGAAUGAAAAGAUGAACUUAAUGGUGGAACACGGCAACUUAAUGAAGGAUGUGAACCGACGGCUGCAGCUCCACCUGCAUGAGAUCCGCGGGCUGAAGGAGGUGAACCAGAAGUUGCAGGACGAUAACCAGGAGCUGCGGGAGCUCUGCUGCUUCCUGGACGACGACAGGCAGAAAGGCAAGAAGCUGUCGAGGGAAUGGCAGCGGUUCGGGAGGCACACGGCCAGCGUGAUGUGGAAGGAGGUGGGCAUGUACCAGCAGAAGCUGAAGGACCUGGAGGCGAGGCAGGAGACCCUGCUCAGGGAGAACGUGGAGCUGAAGGAGAUGGUGCUCAUGCUGGAUGAGGAGCGGAGCGGGGCUGGCUCGCGGAGCUCCAUCGACAGCCAGGCCAGCCUCACCAACCUCAACGGUGGGUCGGGCACCAGGGACGUGGGGGACGGGAGCAGCACCUCCAGCACGGGCAGUGCGGGAAGCCCCGACCACCAUCACCACCACCUCCACCACCACAAGCCUGGUGACAGCAAGGCCGGGGCCAUGCGGAGGUCUAUGGAUGACCUGUCUGCGCCCCUUCACCACCGGAGCAUCCCCAACGGUCUCAAUGAUCCGUCUUCCAACUAUAUCAGGCAACUUGAAACAAAAGUGAAACUGCUGGAGGAUGACAACAAGCUUCUCUGUCAGCAGUCCAGCACUGGGGAUUUGAGGACUCUCAGAAAAGGGUUAUCCCCGUACCACUCUGAGUCACAGCUGUCGUCACUGCCGCAGUAUCAAGAUGCCAUGCAAAAUGGACCAGCUCGCAUGACAUCUGAUCUUGGGUCUUCUCCUGCAACAGGGUAUGUCCCUGUUGGUCAGAAACCAGAGGCUGUUGUGCAUGCUAUGAAGGUCCUUGAGGUCCAUGAAAAUUUGGACAGGCAAAUGCAAGAUAACUAUGAAGAAGACCUGAGUGAAAAGGAGAAAGCGAUUGUUCGUGAAAUGUGCAAUGUUGUCUGGCGAAAGCUGGGUGAUGCUGCAAGCUCCAAACCCUCCAUCAGGCAACAUCUUUCGGGAAACCAGUUCAAGGGUCCAUUGUAGAAAUAUCAUCCCGUAGACUGCAAGUGACUUCAUGAAGACUGAAAGAGUUACUGUUUCUGGCUGCCUGUUCUGUGGGAGUUGGGGGUUGAUUUUUUUUCAGGCUUUUUUCCUAUUUUUGUUUUUUUGUAACUGUCAAUAGUGUAAAUAUGGCAGCUAAAAGCCUGAUUUCAGGCUGUGGUGCUCUGGAACCAAUGUUCGAUGGGUAACCAUUCAGUAAUGCCAGACUUGCAUCAUUUGUAUUGUAGUUCAAACCUGCUUUGUUGUAUGGUCUGUUUGUAGAAUUAACUUGAGAGAAUUUCUAAGAACAAGAAGAAGAAACCUUAGCCUGCGGAGAAGUCACAGUUUGUAUUACUUCUGUCCACCUGCUUGUUAACUGAUUCAUAACUAGGCUAGUGGCUCCAGGCAGCACAUUUUUUUGAACCUUCCAAGGAAACAGCAAUUUGAAUUCAUUGGUUUACGGGCUGCCAAUUUCCUAAGCUGCUAAGAUUUUUUUUGGAGGUCCUUAUUUCGGGGAAUGACAGAUGACUGUUUUCACAAGGCGCUGUGUAAAACACUGAUCGGAGGGAUUAAACGCUUGUACCACUUAGUACAUUGUACUGUGGUACUCAUCUCACAAGCAUACAGAAAAGCUUGAGACUCCGUAUGAGCUGUUAAUGACUGAUUUUUUCAUGAACAAAUGACACUUAAGAUUUCUGCAGUCAUAAUGUCAAUGAAUUGAAGUCACUUAGCCAGACACCAGUAUUCCCUACAAAUAUGGCAACACUGUUCCUGUAAAGCUUUUGUUAUUAAACAAUUCAGCAGAAACAGCCAUCCUAGCAGCACUUACGGCUUUCACAGUAUCUUCAAGAGCAGCUCAUCUUUCACAUAUGGAAGAUUUGGGUAUUUUUUUAAAAAAAUGUUCUUGCUGGAACCCUCACCUAUAUUGGUUACUGUGUAAGGUAACCAAACAACAACCUCACAGAGCUGAAUAAAAACUCAAUAUUAACAUGGGCUGUCGGGUGAGAAUACUUCCUGCCAUUGAAGCUUUAUUUUUGUUAAUGAACCAAAACAAGUGGGUUUUUCCUCCUUCAAAUGGUUGUACAUAAAAACAAUGGGACUUAUGUUUUGUUAGUGUGGAGCAGCUGCUUGUAUAGGUGUAGUAAGAAUUUGACCCCCUUUCUUUUUCAACUUGUCACAGCAACUGGCCCUGUAUUUCAGUAGACGUUCCUUCUCACCUUUUCCCAAUAGUCCAGGGAAGCUGGGUGUCUUUAUUAAACCCAUUGGUGUAAAAUAAUGUUAAAGACUGGCAUGUGUAAAGAUCAACACCUCUUCUUCAAACGUUGCAUUAUCUCAGUGAUUAGUUUGAAGAUUUAAUGACUUCAAACCUCAUCACUUUUUUUUUAAUUCUCUGUAAGACUCAGUCAACAUACAGUUGAAUUAGCUGGACAGGUUCUUGCUGCUAAAAAAGUUUGUUCUACUAGUUGAAUUCUUGACUCCUGUUAUGUUGAUAAGGAGCACCAAUAAAAAAACCAAGGAGCUAGUGCCUGCAAGUUUUAAAACAGGUAAUUGAUCCCAUUGUAUAUAGUGUAACUAGCUGCCUGGAACCUCUAAUUUGCAGUGUCAAAACCUAGGUCUGUAACCAAUAAAAAGAUAAGGAAUUCAACCAAAAUACAUACUAACCAGUAAGUGUAAGAACCACUUCAUUAUAGGGUGUAGAAAUAAAAAUGUAAUAGUCGUUUAUUUAAAAAAGAAGAAAUUAAGAACAAGAUACCAUCCCCACCCACCCCAGCCACUCACCAGUAAUUUACUUCUUACUAUUGCUCAGUCAGCAGAUACAGAGCUGGCUAACUGUAGCUCUAAUAAGUACUUGCAUCCAGUGUAAGUCUGAAAAAUCUAUUCUAAAUAUGACUGUCUCCUUUAAAAUAUGACAGUUUCAGAGGAUUCCUGAUUUUUGUUUUGCCUGUUUUUUCAUUGCCCUCCAGUUUCUACUAGCCAUUACUUUUCUUCCUCCUGUACAAUGUAUACCCUGAGAUUUUCGUACCAGAAAAGGUGGUGUAUUUUUGCCCCUUCCAGAGAAGGGCAAAUCAGACACAUCAUUCUUUAACAUCUGAUGUUUAACAGAGGGUUACUUUAAUCUAUCUGCUCGCAAGCCUAUUUUAACUUUGGUGGUAUCUCUGGAUUAAAGCAGAGAAUUUAAGCACAUUGGGAGCAGGGUUAAUUUAAAGCAAUGUAAAUGUUGCCAACACUUGUAGAAAGUUAGCUGUGUUGAUGACAUGCUUACUAUUUUAGGAGUAUAUUAGACUAGCAGGUCCUCUCAACAAGAUAAACUAAGCUAAUCAGACUACUAUUCGCACCAACUAUGAAGCUCUCAAACAAACAUUUCCCUUAUCAAACUUCUCCCAAAAUCUAUGUGGUGACGUUAAGCAAAGUCUGCUUCAUUCCACCUGCAGAUAUCACCUACAAGGGAUGUAGUGCUGUAAUUGAGGUCCAGUAGCGUUACAAAUCCAAAAAAAGCCAAUUUACAGGGUAGCCAGUUAGUUCAACUGAAUAACCUUUAUACUUGUAGGGUAUAAUCUGUAUUUUUUAAUGAUUUUAUUUGGCAGCAUAGGUCUUCAAUGCAAGAUGUGUAUUUUUGAUUUAACAGAAGAACAUAACAGUGUUGGUUGGUUGUUUUUAGUCUUGCUACUCUUCAUACCUAGCUCCAUUUGAGCUAAAAAGUGUCUUCCUGGGGGAAAAUGACACUCAAUGACUUUACAGGAUGACUUGGGUGCUAAAAUUUCAGUUGUCUAAAAAGUUUUAUAUGCAUAUUUAAAUUCACUUAACUAUGUGCUAAGUCUUCAGUGAAAGCUACGUGAGGAGCUUUGUACAUUAAGUUGGACGGAAGCAUCCCUUGAAAUAGCAGCCAUUAAAUUGAUAUAUCUGGGGGUAAUAGCCUAAGUUAAUUUCCUCAAGAUUGAAGCCCUGGGCUCUGCCAUCCUUUGGCAAAGAAAGCAUCCACUGAUUCCAAACAGACUUUGCUUGUUUAGGGAAAGCAGAAUCACAUCCUCGACAUUUUUUGGAGUGACUGAAGAGCAUUUCCAUGAAAGUUUCUGAAAUGCUGUGGUGUAACCAGUUUCAGUUGGCUCUUUGCACCUUGAUAAGACUGCUGAGCACAACCCUGUUUGAGAAUGGCACAUUUUUACCCAAAUAUUAAGAUAUUAAAAAAAAGAAAAAAAAAAUCAGUGUUAAAGUGACCUUUUAUCUUUUUAGAAACUGUCGGGGAAGAGUACUACUGAUCUUUUUCAAAGUGCAUGACUGUAAAGUGAUAAAAUUGUAUAUUUUUCAUAAUGUGGGGAAAGUCUAUCCGUGCUGCUUUGGAAAUCAGUUUGAAGUUUGAUUUCUGUUAAACCUGUGAUAUUACAGCCCUGCUAUAUUUUCUGUAUAUGAUUUACAAAGAACUGGAAAAGUUAGCACCUGCUGUUGUGUAUAUAGCAAAAUUCUUUGGACCUUAGCACACGUUUUUACCUAUUAUUGAACCACUCUGGCUUUUUUGGGGGAAGGAAAAUAAUAGUACAGAUUUUUUUGAUAAUGUGUGUAAAACAUUCAUUUGAAAUAUUUUAGUAAAAAUGAAGUAAGAGAUUGUGACAGUGUAUACUUUUAGUUGAAUAAAAUAAAAUUACGUUCUUUUUAAAUAAACUGAUGAAUAAGGUUUGGAA